Messenger RNA from Perca flavescens (yellow perch), 1308 nucleotides. It is a transcript of the gene cpa4, whose product is annotated as carboxypeptidase A4. Gene Ontology annotation, biological process: proteolysis. The transcript has 11 exons. Lineage: Eukaryota; Metazoa; Chordata; Actinopteri; Perciformes; Percidae. Gene Ontology annotation, molecular function: zinc ion binding; metallocarboxypeptidase activity. The coding region runs from base 18 to 1277 and encodes 419 amino acids. The record is from RefSeq and is a predicted model, not a curated record.
CCGGAGAUACAGACGAGAUGAGAGGCCUCUGGCUGCUGUUGGUGGUUGUGGCUGCGGCCACAGCUGAGAGGGUCUUCAUUGGAGAUCAGGUCAUCAGGGUCAAUGUGCAGUCUGAGGAACAGAUCCAACUCCUGCAGGCUCUGGAGAAUCAACAGGAGUGGGAGCUGGACUUCUGGCUCCACCCGGUCUCUGCUGAGCACCCUGUAGACAUCCGAGUGCCCCGCUCCAGUGUGAGCUCUGUGACGGAGUACCUUAUUGCCCACAACAUCCAUUAUUCUGUCAUUAUAAACAACCUUCAGGAGCUUCUCGAUGAGGAGAAAGCAGAGAUGGAGGAGAACCAGAUGAACGAGUUCAGCACCAGGAGCUUCAACUUUGGAGCUUAUCAUCGUCUGGAGACUAUCUACAGCUGGAUGGACACUCUGGUGGCUCAGUACCCUAAACUCGUCACCAAGCAGGACAUUGGGAGAUCGUACGAGAACAGGCCCAUGUAUGUUCUCAAGUUCAGUACUGGGGGAAACAAGCGUCCUGCCAUCUGGAUCGAUACAGGUAUCCACUCCAGAGAAUGGGUGUCUCAGGCUACCGGAGUGUGGACAGCCAACAAGAUUGCCACUGAUUACGGUACCGACGCCUCCCUGACCUCCCUUCUGAACACCAUGGACAUUUACAUGCUGCUCCUGGCCAACCCUGACGGCUACUCUUACACCCACUCCAAUGACCGUAUGUGGCGUAAGACUCGCUCCAAGAACCCAGGCUCCGUGUGCAUUGGAGUUGAUCCCAACAGGAACUGGGAUGCGGGCUUUGGUGGCCCCGGUGCCAGUAAUAACCCCUGCUCUGAGUCCUACCACGGGCCCUCGGCUCACUCUGAGAUUGAGGUAAAGAAUGUGGUAAACCUGAUCAAGAGUCAAGGAAACUUCAAGUCCUUCAUCUCCGUCCACGCCUACUCCCAGCUGCUCAUGUACCCCUAUGGCUACUCCUGCGGGAGUGUGUCCCAUCAGCCUGAGCUGGACUCUGUUGGCAAAGCAGCAGUGCAGAAACUCACUUCCUUGUAUGGUACCAAAUACAAGGUUGGAAGCAUCUGCAACAUCAUCUAUCCAGCCAGCGGCGGCAGCAUUGACUGGUCUUAUAACUUGGGCAUCAAGUACUCCUUUGCCUUCGAGCUGAGAGACACUGGUCGCUAUGGUUUCAUCCUGCCAGCCAAUCAGAUCAUCCCCACUGCCACAGAGACCUGGCUGGCUCUGAAACACAUCAUGGAGCACGUCCGUGACCAUCCUUAUUGAUCGCUAUAACAUGUGGAAAGAGGAUGAACUU